GGGCACAUAAGGUUGAUCGUGUAUAUAUACCAGUUGGCUUGAUCUUGUGUGUACUCUACGGGACUGUCAACAAACCAUCACAGAGGUAGGUUCGCCGGACAUGAGGAAAAAAAAGGAAGAAGAUGAAAUAAAUCUCCAAGUUCUAUGGUUUCACCUCCUUGGAGAGGAUUCAUCUCGUAUCAUUGGUCAAUCCACGCGAGUGCUCUGAUUCGCAGCUCGGCAUUGUUUGCCAUCUCCCGUCGCCUAAUUAUCGGGAUAGGCGUUCACUACUAGCCUGUACGCUCAUUGAUAUGUAAAUGAAGCAGGAACGAUCGACAAAUGACAAGCGUUUGUGACCACGUGACACGGCGAACUCAAAACAAGACCAGAGUAGAGAGCUCACCGGUGACGAAGUAUGAAGGUGCUGAGUCGGCCGCAAGGGUAGACAUAUAGAAUCGCCGCUCGCUCCGGCUUCUUUACCUGAUAUUCGGUCAAGCCUAUUGUACUCACCUGGCUCUGAUCAACAUCCGACUUUAGUUUAUGGAGCUGCGUGGAGAGAAGCAACUCAGUUGAGCUUCACUCGCCGAGUUUUGGGGAUAAACAGUGAUCCUUUAUACGACACUCGCAAAUCGCAUACCGCAUCGGAGCUUGACUUCAGAUAUGAUCGUGAACGCCACCGACCUGAUGGAAGGGAUAAACAUCCGUCCUGCAAAUGAGCAGCAGGGGAACUGUAGAAAGACCGAGUUGGUGGGGCACGAGAUCGCCGCAGCUGCCGCGGACCUGCGUGACAAAUACCUGCCCACCUCCACGGGCUUCGGUAUCGAUAGACUAUGUGGUUCGGCUUCGGAAGACGCAGCAGGGUCCGAGCUCGGCGACGUCGAGGUGGACAUGACCCAUGAUCGCGAGUCACCGUCGGCUUGCUCGGCGGAAUCGGAGAAGGACGAUAUCGAUGUGAAAGUGGACGACUCGAAAUCGGAAACAGCAGACGAUAAGAAAAAGGCGAUUUCGGUGAAACCUCCUUAUUCGUACAUUGCUCUCAUUACGAUGUCGAUUUUGCAAUCGCCGCAGAAAAGGCUAACUCUCAGUGGAAUUUGUGAGUUUAUCAUGAAUCGUUUUCCAUAUUACAGGGAAAAGUUCCCCGUGUGGCAGAAUAGUAUUAGGCAUAACUUGUCGUUGAAUGACUGUUUUGUGAAGAUUCCUCGUGAGCCAGGCAACCCGGGAAAGGGCAACUACUGGACUCUAGACCCCGCCAGUGAGGACAUGUUUGAUAAUGGUUCCUUUUUGAGAAGGAGAAAACGCUACAAGAGGCAGCAACCAGACUUUUUCAGGGAAGCGGGGCAUUUCAUGACGGGUCCAUAUCCUAUGGGGCGACCAGCAUACGGUUAUGCGAUGGCAGGACUUCCCCACCAUCCACACACAUUACUGCCUUAUCAUUUAGUCUCACCUCUCCCUCCUCCCGUAGCCCUACCCCUCCCCGCCACCGCACACCAAAGCAUGGAUAAUGGGGCUCUAAGCAGUCUACUCAGUGCUGGGAUAACGGGCGCAAAUUCAUCGACAACCUCGCCGACCAGCCGGGCUACCUUCACCAUCGACAGCCUGCUGAACGGGAGUACCGCUCCACCCUCUACGACCGUCACCUCCACUACCUGUACGGGGCUAUCAGUCUCUAGGGCUCCUCACAUUCAUCCGCACCCGAGUCUACUCGCCAUGAACCCGACACUCGCGCUGGGCCAUCUUUCCACAGGAGGCGGGGGCUCGGCAUUCUCAGCGCCAGUACCUUCCGCACUCGAGCUUCUCAAAUACAGGGAAGUCAGGGAUUGUUUCCAAUGUACGCGGCAACCCACCUCAACGUGUAACUGGCGCUAGCAGAGACAAUAAAAACUUUGUAAAAUAAGAUUAAAAAGAAAUAUGAAUAUUGCCCAUAUACAGGGUGACUGCUCGGCUGGGAUGAAAGGGAAGAGAAGCUCAGAGGCACAAAACACACAGCCAGGUAUUCUCAGCAAAAAAAUCAACGUGUAUUCCAACAUCUCCCGUGAAAAAAAGACCAUCUACCUGACGGGACAAACCUGAAACGAGACAUUUAGAAGAACGGAAAGACCUUUUGUUCAGUUUAGUUCAUGCAGGAAAUUUUGUGAAGCGCAAAAGAAGUGUGUACAAAAUAUGUUGAUAAAGUUGAAAAGGUGAGCUGUGCGGGCUUCAGUGAUCCAGCGGAAAUCGGUGAUACCACACGCCGAACUCUGGCGGCCAGGGCCGCGGACUCACGCUACUAGGCGAUCCGCUACUGUGAGUACAAUGUAAGUUGCACUGCCUCGCUUUGACUUUUUCAAUUGAAGGGUAUUCCAUAGAUAUGACGUUGUAGAUUUGUAUAUAUAUUAUUACGAACCAAAAAAUACAAGGCAUACAUAGAUGGGGGAGUAUUCACUGCUCCUUUCUUUUACUAAAAAGAGUUAUAAAUGAGAAAGAGAGACAAAGUCAAGUGUGCUAUCAAGGCUAUAGGAGAAUUUAUGGGUCGAGAAAAAAGUAAAUAUAGUCACAAUUUGAAUAUAAUGAUGCAGAAAAAUGAAUAUGAAUGUUGUGUUUUGUUGCUAUGUGAUCAAAGUAAAUACAGAUAUUGGAGGGAUUAGUGGUGUUUUUGUCCAACAAAUAGGCCCACUACUUAAUUAUACGUGUCAUUAUCAGGGUGGGGCGAAUGCUAUCGCAAAUGACCAUCGAAUGAUAUUGGCUUUUGUAACAAACACGGGCAAGUUUGCAAGUGAAACAGAAAGAAAACCUUUUUAAGUACUAAGGCUGCCUGCAGUUUUAUGUGUCAUUAUGUGAAAUUGUAUCUCAAGGAGAGAAAGAGAAAUGGUCACCAGCAAAUUGAAAAGGAACUCCCACUAAAACUCAGAGUUAACUUAUCAUAUGUUGUGGAAGAAACAUCCUGUAAUAAAACUGUAGUAAUGUUCGCACUUUUAGAGGAUUUCAAGAGUAAAUAGAUUUAUAUAUUUUUUUCUCAUUUGUGAUAGAGCUUGUUCUGAGUCAAUGUCUAAACUUGUGCUUUGAGUGUUUACACGCCAAAUACGAGAGAUAAAAAUAUGAUAAAAAUGAGAUGAAGGAUUGAAAAUCACAACAAACCAAAGCGAAACUAUUAUCUGAAGUUUUUUUUCCGAUGUCUGAAAUUGUUUUCGGAUUAUUCUCUCUUUAAUUUCUUCCUUUCGAUUCUAUUUCGAAUUCACAUUUGGUUAACUUUCAGGCAAACUUUUGCCAAGGAAUUCCCAAGAGUAUUUUUGUCUUUAAAUAAUUCCCUUGUUUUUCAUUUAUAAUUUUUAUUGUCGAAUAAAUAGUUUAAUACAAUAUAGCAGAUGUAGGAUGUAUUAAUCUGGUUUUAUUUCUGGAUAUCUUGCCGUAGGAAUAAACCGGGUAAAUAUAUUUAAAAAAACACUAUUUUCAUUAAAUUGUUUUAAAAUUCAUUCCGAACCGUAUUUCUUCACGAUCUAGUUACCCUUCAAUAUUUGAUCAAUCAAUUGACUUUCAAAAACCAUUUAAUUAUAAAAGUUUGGUAUUUACAAACAAAAUUGAGCUCUCUUAGCAAAAGUUUUCUAUUUUCAUGAUCCCUUUCAAAACUGUUCAAAAUGCGUGUAGGCGUUUUUUUAAUUCUGUAUUUCAUUGAAGAUAUAAGACUAACUUAAUGUAUUAUUAGUAAUAUUAUUCUUCCUAACUUUUUGUGCCAUAUUUCCUUUAAAACACGCAUGAGGUGGCAAAAGUAAAAUUUGAGAUGUUUAAUGAGAGAAGUUGUUUAAGUCACAGAGAAGAAAGAAAACUGGUUUCAGUUGACAGUACAAUCUCAAAUAAAGGUCACCUAAUUAUUACCAUUAUUACUUGUUCCGGUUUUUAAUCAUUCGAAUUCAAAAUUCUUCUGAAUAAUUUAUAAAAUACAGUUUGACAUAUGCCCUAUAUUUUUUUAAAUUAAACGUAGUCGUUUUUUUCCAAAUAUAAGUAGUUUAAAUAAGUGUGAAAGGACGCUAUAAUAAUCGAAUUUCCCCGAUGAAAAUAUUGAUAAUUUAAUGUUGUUUCCGUCUAUAUUAGACGCUUUAUAUUUGUGUUUUUAUGUUAUAUUGAACUGCGUAAUACUUGUGUAACGGUCCUUCAGAAAUCAUAUAUUUCUUUGUCGUGUAUGUCAGUUUGCCGCGGUGGUACUAUAAGAGACAACAUAUAGAACAGCCGCGGCAACAAAAUAAUACAGUGCAAUUUCAUUUUUGUAGAAAAAAAUGUUGAGGUUUAUCAUUAUUAUUAUAUCACCGCCUUGUCAAUGGAUGGAAUGGCCAGGUUGUUUUGCGAACAAUAGACCAAAAUUUGUACUUGGUAAAAAAAACAAAAA
Strongylocentrotus purpuratus (purple sea urchin) is the source of this 4336-nucleotide messenger RNA. Its product is annotated as forkhead transcription factor D. Lineage: Eukaryota; Metazoa; Echinodermata; Echinoidea; Camarodonta; Strongylocentrotidae. The record is from RefSeq and is a predicted model, not a curated record. The transcript has a single exon. Gene Ontology annotation, biological process: regulation of transcription by RNA polymerase II; cell differentiation; anatomical structure morphogenesis. Gene Ontology annotation, molecular function: RNA polymerase II cis-regulatory region sequence-specific DNA binding; DNA-binding transcription factor activity, RNA polymerase II-specific. Bases 640 to 1845 code for a protein of 401 amino acids.